Molecule: messenger RNA, 765 nt
Organism: Morchella importuna
Lineage: Eukaryota; Fungi; Ascomycota; Pezizomycetes; Pezizales; Morchellaceae
Exons: 1
Coding region: 1-765 (254 amino acids)
Source: RefSeq, a predicted model, not a curated record
AUGAUCAAGAGCACAACAUCUAACGUCCCGACUGUUUCCACUGUACAUAUGCGGCCACGCCGAAUAACCGCAGAAACCAUGCCAGCAGAAGAAGAUUCGCCACCGACCUCCCCCGACACAAAGAUCAAGCCGAAAGAACUCGAAUGUCCCAUCUCCGAAUGCACCAAGCGGUUUACCGGUGAAAGGGGCAUCAGGGGCCAUCUCGCUCUCUACAAAGAACGCUUUCAGGAGUUCGCGUACAACUCCUCGCUCGACCUGAUCUCUAUCUCAUCCGGCGUCAACCGUGAAGAGCUCGAUAACAAAAGGAAGAAAAAGAGGAAGAAGGAGAAGGAUCCACCCGAAAGUGGAAAGGAAAGCUUCGAGUAUCUCAGUGCGCACUAUCAAGAAUGGAAAUCGCGAUAUGGUGAGACGUUGAUCCUCUCAUUGCAAUCAAGUUCUAGUAAAAUUUUCUUUUCUAUCGAUGUAAUGUCUUGUGACUUACCCGCUAACGGUUACAACCAUUUAAAAAUGCUAGACGUCCCAAAGAAACCCUUUAAAGAGCGUCACCGCGAAGCUGCCACAAAGUACCGCGUCAACAACAAGGACAAGGUCAGGAAGAUGGUCAAGCUGAGCAAGUUCAGGGCCAAAGCGAAAAGGCAGGGACUCAGCGAUGAGGACGCUGAAACGAAGGCUCAGGAAUGGAUCCAGGAAUGGGAGAGGAAACAGCCCGAUAGGAAGCCUACUUCCAAAAGGGAAAGUCCUGAAGAUGAUCAGGACGAGCCCUGA